Mauremys reevesii (Reeves's turtle) is the source of this 2766-nucleotide messenger RNA. RefSeq names its product NGFI-A binding protein 2 (gene NAB2). Gene Ontology annotation, cellular component: nucleus. The record is from RefSeq and is a predicted model, not a curated record. Gene Ontology annotation, biological process: negative regulation of DNA-templated transcription. The transcript has 7 exons. Gene Ontology annotation, molecular function: transcription factor binding; transcription coregulator activity. The coding region runs from base 107 to 1498 and encodes 463 amino acids. NCBI's taxonomy places the organism in Eukaryota, Metazoa, Chordata, Testudines, Geoemydidae.
CCCGGCCCCGCCGCCGGGCGUGCCCGGGCGGGGCGAGCGAGGCGCCGGGGAGUUGGGAGCCACAGCGGCGGGGCGCGGCUCCAGCCAGGCCAGCCGGCCCCUCGCCAUGGCCCUGCCCCGCACCCUGGGCGAGCUGCAGCUGUACCGGGUGCUGCAGCGGGCCAACCUGCUCUCCUACUACGAGACCUUCAUCCAGCAGGGCGGGGACGACGUGCAGCAGCUGUGCGAGGCGGGCGAGGAGGAGUUCUUGGAGAUCAUGGCGCUGGUGGGCAUGGCCACCAAGCCCCUGCACGUCCGGCGCCUGCAGAAGGCCCUGCGGGAAUGGGCCGCCAACCCCGGCCUCUUCAGCCAGCCCGUGGCCUCCCUGCCCGUCAGCAGCAUCCCCCUCUUCAAGCUCUCCGAGAGCGGCGGGCGCAAGUCGCUCAGCAACGGGCACGCCAGCCCCGGCGAGGCCCCGGGCAAGGCCACGCCGCCCGCCCGCAGCCCCUCGGAGCCGGGGGAGAAGCUCUCCCCCCUGCCCGCCCCCCAGUGGCCGGGGCGGAGCACCCCAGAGUCGGAGGGGGGCGGCGCGGAGGAGGACGGGGGGCCGCCCCCCUUCUCGCCGGGGGCGGGCGGGGAGCCGGCCCCGGAGCAGCUGGAGCCGGAGCUGGCGAGGACGGUGGCGGAGAGCGUGGAGCGGCUGCUGCAGAGCUGCCCGCGGGGGGGCGGGCCCGGGCUGCGGACCCUCAUGAAGCUCAACAAGAAGCUGGCCAAGGCAGUGGGGCACAUCUUCCAGCUGGACGACGGGGACCGGCGCAAGGAGGAGGAGAUCCGGCGGCACAGCGCCAUCUACGGGCGGGGCGAGGCCCGGCGCCGCGACGGCAAGCCGCUCACGCUGCACGAGCUGACCAUCAACGAGGCGGCGGCGCAGUUCUGCCUGCGUGACCACACGCUGCUGCUGCGCCGGGUGGAGCUGUUCUCCCUGUCGCGCCAGGUGGCCCGGGAAAGCACCUACCUGUCCUCGCUCAAGGGAGCCAGGUCGCAUCCGGACGAGGGCGGAGCCGUGCAGCCCAAGAAGCUGAAGCAGGAGGUGGGUGAGCAGAGCCGCCCUGAGCCCCUGCAGCUGCCGGGGGGGUCGGAGUCCUACGCCCCCCCGUACAGAGCCAGCCUGGAGGAGGACGCAGCCAGCCUGUCGGGAGAGAGCCUGGACGGGCAUCUGCAGGCCGUCGGCUCCUGCCCCCGCCUCACGCCGCCCCCCAGCGCCGCCCCCGACCUGCCCCUCGGCCUCCCCCCCCACGGGCUCUGGAGCCGCCACAUCCUGCAGCAGACGCUGAUGGACGAGGGGCUGCGCCUGGCCCGGCUGGUGUCCCACGAGCGCGUCGGGCGCCUCAGCCCCUGCCUGCCGGGCAAGUCCCCGGGCCCAGAGUUCGAGGACGGGCUGGCAGAGGGGCCCCCCCCGGCCCAGGCCGAGUCCCGCCGGAGCAGUGUGAAGGUGGAGCAGGAGACCAGCCGGCAGUGAGCCGCCGAAGCCCCCCGGGUAGGGGGGUGGGGCCCACGGCAGCCCCCCCUCCACUAACAAGCAAUAACCCCAGGACUGGGGGGCCCCCCUCCCCGUGUGCUCCCCAGAGAGCCAGGCCCGGGGGCAGCGGGGGGCUGGGCAGCGCUGGCCCAGGCCUGGCCGCAGCAGGGAGGGCCCAGCCCGGUGAAUGGGACCAGCUGGGCACGGUCCCCCCGCCCCAGACAUCGCCCCCCCUCCAAACCCCACCCUAGCCCCAGCUCUCCCCCCAGCCAGCCCCCUUCCCCCCAGCUGGGGUGAUGAGAAGGGCCACUCUUCAGUGCGGGGGUGUUUUAAGGGGGGGUGACAUUCACCCCCCCCCCGAGAGGCAGGGAGAAGAGAGCUGGCGGGGGGAGACCCCUGGGGGGAGACCCCGGGAAGGGCUCUUGCAGGCAAAGCACAAGAAUGGGGGGGCUGAAGGGGCCAGGGGGUGAUCCCGGGGGGCCAGGGGGUGAUCCCGGGGGCCCAGGAGAAGGGUCUGGCCCAGCCUCCCCCAGUGGCUGUGGAGGGGAACCAGCCUGCCGGGGCUGCUGGUUGUGGGCUGAGGCUGCGGGCAGGGGGGUCCUGAAGGGGGAAAUCCCCCUCCCCCCCCACAAAUUCCCCCUUCCACUGCUGCCCCCAAAUUUCCCAGCCCAGCAGCGCAAUUGUCCUGGUCUGCGAGCCUCACAGCCCGAAAUCCACCCCCCAUCCCUGAUCCUGCCCUUGCCCAGCCGACCGGGCUGGGGGGGGCAUGCUGUCCUUUGCACACCAGCCCCCCCCCAACACACCCAGGCACCGGCUGUAUCCCCACCUCUGGGGCCGGCUGUUUGCACACAGCACAGACAAUCCACUCCCUGGGACUCUGCCCCAGCCCCCAGCAUGGGGGGGGAGGGGAAGAGAGAUUUAAUGGGACAAUCAGGGGUACCCCCCCCGCCCCAUGUCACCACCACAGGGGGGCAGAGCAGAUUAAAAAGCCACCUGGCUGGUGGGGGGCAUCAGGGAAAAGAUUGAGGGGCUCAGCACCAGUGUCACUGCCCCCAGCAUAUUCCACGGGAGGCUGUUCCCCUCCUCACGCGCCGGGGGGGGGUCCAGGCUGCACUUUGGAGCCCCCCCGUUCCCGGCAGCGCUGGUUCGAGACCCGGUCACGCUCCCGUCGGCCGCCGGUUUAGAGCAUUAGCGACGUUUCCUUUGCAGCCUGUACAGUAGAUUAUUUAUUUUGUUAUUUUGGAAUAAAACUUUAUUUUAUGGCUUAA